Macrosteles quadrilineatus (aster leafhopper) is the source of this 5208-nucleotide messenger RNA. RefSeq lists its product as uncharacterized. The record is from RefSeq and is a predicted model, not a curated record. The transcript is spliced from 21 exons. The coding region runs from base 168 to 3203 and encodes 1011 amino acids. Gene Ontology annotation, cellular component: vacuolar membrane. Gene Ontology annotation, biological process: amino acid transmembrane transport. NCBI's taxonomy places the organism in Eukaryota, Metazoa, Arthropoda, Insecta, Hemiptera, Cicadellidae. Gene Ontology annotation, molecular function: amino acid transmembrane transporter activity.
CUCGACCUCAUGUAAAUAUGUCGCGAACGAUGCCUUCGCCUCAGUCUAGUGCCUACCCGCCGAUCUCGAGGAUAUCAGAGCUGUCAGAGACUACUUGAUAUCGCUGGGAGGCUGUAUAUCUUCUACCACGGACCCAAACUCGACAAUCUGUAUCUCGAUCGGCGGAAAUGGACCAAAAGACGCUUCACACCAACAAACCGGAAAAGGUUGCUUAUGACAAUCCGGGUUUAAUCCUAGGUUCCAAAACUUCUCUGGCGCCACCGCCUUAUUCGGAAGGGAAAAGCUAUAGCAAAGAAAAAGAAGCACUGUCAAAUGUAUACGUUGUACCAAGAAAUGCUGAAAAACCGCCCAAAGAAGACCACUACGAACCUUACGAUAACAGAAAAGUGAAGCAUGCCACGACGUUUUCAGAGACACUGUUCCACAUGCUAAAAGCCAGUUUAGGCACUGGUAUUCUUGCAAUGCCUAAUGCCUUCCACAACGCAGGGUAUAUGGUGGGAACCAUAGGCACCUUGGUGAUAGGCUUCUUGUGUACCUACAGUAUACAUAUACUGAUAUCAGCUGAAUAUGAACUUUGCCGAAGAAGGAAAAAGCCAAGCAUGACUUAUCCUGAGACUUUAGAAGCGGCGCUGUUGGAGGGUCCACAGCCUUUGAGGAGGCUGGCUCCUUACGCCGAUUUCGUGUGCAACCUGUUCCUAAUGUUAUACCAAGUUGGGUCUUGCUGUAUUUACUAUGUGUUCGUCGCAUCCAAUAUCAAAGCUGUCGCUGACGAGUACGUUGAGCCUAUCGAUGUCAGGAUCUACAUGUGUUUUCUGCUGAUUCCCUUCAUCCUGAUCAACUGCAUCCGCAACCUGAAGCUGCUGGCUCCUUUCAGCACUGCUGCCAACUUCGUCACUGUUAUCAGCUUUGCCAUCAUCGCGUACUACAUGCUGACCGACAUACCGUCGCUGGACCAGCGCGCUGCCGUGGCCAGUUUCAAGGGAAUGCCGCUGUUCUUCGGCACUGUGCUGUUUGCGAUGGAGGCUAUUGGAGUGGUGAUGCCACUGGAGAAUGAGAUGGACCGUCCUGAAAGGUUCGGCAACAUGUUCGGCGUCCUCAACUGUGCCAUGUUGCCCAUCACCAUCCUCUACACCCUCGUAGGCUUCUUUGGAUACCUCAAGUACGGCCAGGGAGCUCAAGGAAGUGUUACUCUCAACCUGCCCAAUGAUCAUCUACUGGCGCAGUCCGCCAAGCUGAUGCUGGCCGCUGCCAUCUUCAUCACACACGGCCUGGCGUGCUACGUCGCCUUCGAUAUCAUCUGGCAUCAGAAACUCAAACCUAAAGUGACCGGCAACAAACUGGUGUGGGAAUAUGUCACUAGGACAGUGCUAGUGCUGAUCACUUUCCUGUUCGCCGUGGCCAUCCCCAAUCUGGAGCUGUUCAUCUCUCUCAUCGGCGCCUUCUGUUUGUCAACCAUGGGUCUGUCGUUCCCUGCGCUCAUCCAGAUGUUGACCUUCUGGGACUUCUACCGAGGCUUUGGCAAACUCCUCUUCUUCCUCAAGAACUUCGUCGUCGUCCUCAUAGCCAUCCUUGGGUUUACGAUCGGGGUGACUACCAGCGUCCACGAAAUCUACCUUAAGUUCUUCGCGGGAGGGGCAAAGUCAGUCAGGGCAUGGCCGAUGCCCUAUGUACCAACUCUGAGAUCUAUUUUUGAUUCCGUCUCUCAGUCUGUGAUCUUCUAUUUCCCCGCCUGCCACUACUUUCUCCUCCUGAGCUCAAACGUGCGUUCUACACUCGAAAAGACAGCCAUGACUCAUGACCAAAAGACCAAUGGGGGCAAGGGUCAGAAUGACAAGGCUCAGUUUUCAAUGCAGAUGUCCAACUAUGCGGAGGACUCGGGGACGCCAUACGAUCCCCACGAGCACAGGAACCAAGAAAACCCGACAACAGAUCGUGAGACCCUGAUCCACUUGCUCAAGGGAUGUCUGGGUACAGGUAUCCUCGCCAUGCCCAACGCCUUCGGAAAUGCAGGAUUGGCGCUCGGGACUGUAGCAACAUUCAUUAUUGGCUUCCUCUGCACAUACUGCCUUCAUGUUCUUGUUACCAAUCAGUACCAGAUGUGCAAGAGAUUACGAGUUCCGAUCCUCAGCUAUCCGGAGUCAAUGAAGGUCGCUUUACAGCACGGACCCUCUAUGUUCAGACCCUUCGCUAAUAUCUCUGCACCAAUUGUUGACUUUUUCUUGAUCCUGUACCAACUUGGAAUCUGCUGUGUUUAUAUCAUGUUUGUUGCUGAAAACAUCAAAGAAGUGGCAGACCAAUACUGGACGCCGAUUGGUGUCAGGACGCACAUGCUGAUCCUGUUGAUUCCGCUCAUCCUGAUCUGUUACAUCCGCAACCUCAAGCUGUUGGCUCCCUUCUCCCAGCUGGCCAAUGUCAUCACAUUCAUCGGCAUUGGCAUCAUCCUCUACUACAUAUUCGACCAACUCCCUCCCGUCAGCAGCGCCAAGCUUGUCGGGUCCGGGCAGAGCUUUGUGUUGUACAUCGGAACUACUUUGUUUGCUUUGGAGGCCGUGGGAGUUGUAAUAGCUUUGGAAAAUAACAUGAAAACUCCCAAAUCAUUCGGAGGCUACACCGGUAUCCUGAACCAAGGUAUGGCCGCUGUUACUAUCAUGUACGUUGGUGUUGGAUUCUUCGGGUUCAUCAAGUACGGCAGCGGAGCUCGGGGAAGCGUUACACUGAACCUGCCACAAGGCGAAAUCCUAGCCCAGGCAGUGAAGAUUGCGUUCGCCAUUGCCAUCUUCAUCUCCUACGCUCUGCAAGCCUACGUUCCCAUCGAGAUUCUGUGGAACACAUACCUCAAGUCACACCUGGAGCACAGUAGCAAGAAACUGUUCAUUGAAUACGUCAUGAGAACUGUCAUUGUCAUUUUGACUUUCCUGCUAGCCGCAGCCAUUCCUCUUCUAGACCUGUUCAUCUCUCUGUUCGGAGCCCUCUGUCUCUCCGCCCUCGGCAUCGCCUUCCCCGCGAUCAUAGAGGCGUGUGUCGCACACUCCAACAACACCCUCAACUUCGGCCUUGCCCUCAAGGAUAUCUUUCUCGUCAUCAUCGGCAUCCUCGGAUUGGUCAUCGGAACAUACUGCAGCAUGAUCGAGAUCGUCAAAGAACUCGGGAAAGAGUCGCCCGCACCCGUUGCGUUAAACGCAACAAUGAUCCCAACUUUGUAAUUGGAGAUCAGCAGUGUUUUAACUGUGAUUAACUUUACAAAGAUUUUCACGCUCAAAUCAUCGGGUUGGUGAAGAUGGAAAAAUGGAAAGGCGAUAGUGAGAGACAUUGAAAUCCUGGUGGAUUAUUGUAUACCAAAGCUAAGUAGCUUUAACGCUUACAAUGAGGGACAAGAUAUUAUACUGUAAGUACAAAAGGUUACCAUUUAUAACACCAGUCCAAUUGUAAAAUUUGAUAAAAUCACUUCGCCCUUAGAAGUUCCUGUUGAAACUUAAGUCAAAACUAAACCAAUAUCAUUUGACUUUUUGAUGUUAGUAGAAAGUUGUGACUAAAAGUUAGCCAAAACUGGAGAUAGCAAAAGGAACGUCAUAAAACCAAGUCCUUAAAAUCAUCUUGACUUUUGAUGUAAUAAUAUUCUUAAUUAAGUUGUAGUUGGCUUAAACUAUUUUAUUGAACCAAGGCUAGUCGAUUCUUACAUUUAGUUUUCUCAUCCAAUAUAAAAUGCGGGCCCAGAAGUAAAAUUUGGUGAGAGGCCACUAUCCAUGACUUUGUCUUAUGGUAUACUCAUUUUCUGUUUUACAGGGGUGAUUUUUUACUAGAAAUUUGUAUACUAUUUAAUUUUAUAUUUCAUGCUUUAAAAUUUGGUUAACAUAUUAAAGGUGGAAUUGUUUUCUAUCUUUGAAAGCAAUUUGUUAAGUGAUCUUGUCAAGUUAAUAAUCCUGAUUCUAAAGAUACAGAAUAGAUAUUUUCUGUAAACUUUUUACGGAUUAAAGCCAAAGAAUACAGUUUUUCCUCACAAUAGAAAGGUAAGAAUUUCAUUGUAAUUAAGUGUUCAAAACCAACAAAAUGUCUUGAAAUUGUUGAGCAAUUUGUAGAAGUCAAUGUUGUUAGCGAACAGUGUGUUCACCAUAUGCGUUCAAUCAGCGAUAUUGAUCAGGUAUGUCACACAGCACAGCAAAAAUGCCUUUAGACUUUCGCUUAUUUCUAAGUAUGAUCAAGUAGACAAAGAUAGACUGUGAUACAAAAUUUGAUUUGCUAAAAAAAUACCAUAGUAAGCUAAGAUGUGAGUUUUGGGUUAUUCAAAGUAUUUUAAGAGAACAAAUCUAUUACCGGUAGUGCAUAAGAUUAUACUUGCUAAUUAGUAGCAUUUUGAAAGGUUUAGGAUUUUAAAAGUCACCUGUUUUGAUGAUUAACUGACCUUUUUUUCAAACAUGAAAAAUUUUAAUUUUUAAUAUUGUACAUUAAAUAUUUUAGUUUUAUCAGGUUGCAUAGUGUAGAAAUAGAAGUAUAGGUAUUAAUGUUUUACUAUUGUUUAUUGUAAGCUGUACAAAUCAGGUAUAUAUUUUGAAAUAUUACUAAUAAAUAAUGUAGACUGUAUAGUUUUAAAAUUAAUAUUUUUACUAUUGAUAAUCAGAAAAAUGAAUACUAAAUUAUAACAAAGUUGAACGAUGGAAAAUUUUACAAAUGUUAUCAAGUUACAAAUUUUAUUUUUGUGACUAAUUUUGUAAAAGAUCGACCCUAUGUCAUCGAUGGGUUAUGUCAAAAGACUGUGAUUAUAUAUAUUUAAUAGGGUUUAAAAUCAACAUAAAAAGCAAUUAAACACUCAUUUAAGUGGUCAGUGUUUUGCUAAGCCUGAUCCAAUCUUAAAAUUAAGUGCCAAAGAAUAUUGCAAAAAAAAUUAUUUACCAAACAUAUUCAAAAAAAAAGUAAUACAAAACUAUACUUUAUAGUUAAUUUUUUUAUAAAUGCUGUAAAGUGCUCACAAUUCAAAAAUUCUUUUUUGGCCUUAUCAUACUGGAAGAUUCUUAUAAAUCAUUAUUUCACUGUAAACUUUUUGUAAACCUUUCAAUUGUUAUUCAUAAAAAUAAAACUGUAUUAUUUAUAGUACAGAAAUGUUUAAACUUUUAUUUACACAGUUUUUUAUUGUUGCUGCUUUAAUUUAUUUUGUAUAAAGUGUAGUUUUCUAUGUUAUUGUACUUAUGAAUUAAACAUAAAAUGCUACCUCUU